CAGCGGAGAGCAGGGCAUUCGGUGCUUAAAUAUUCCGGGUGAUUUACAAAUUUAUUCGUUGCCCCGCUGCGGAUUACAAACACAUCAGCAGAGGAAAUAUACGGGAUAAUAAGCAGACUGUUGUGGACCCUUUUUAUGGCGGAUUGCCUCGUGAAUAUGAUUCGUAUCAGUAACGGAUCCACGCUUAAAAGGCAAGUACGGGCCUUCAUACUUGUUUUUCUCAUCGAGGCGACAGUGUGCCAGAUCCGCUACUCUGUCCCAGAGGAGAUGAGAAAGGGCUCCUUUGUCGGAAACGUGGCUGAAGAUCUGGGUAUCGACGCUAAAAGACUGAAAUUAGGAAGUGCCCGAAUUGUUAGUGGUGAUAGCAACGAGUAUAUCCGGCUGGAUGUAGACAAAGGGACUCUGGUCGUGGGAGAAAUAAUAGAUCGAGAGCAGCUCUGUGGGCAGACAUCGCCCUGUAGCUUAAAUUUUGAAAUGAUAAUGAUGAAUCCAAUGCAACUGCACAGCGUCGUAGUGGAGGUGUUGGAUGUAAACGAUAAUGCACCCGUGUUUCGCGAGAAAGAAAUGCAUUUAGAAAUACUCGAAUCUGCUCUUCCAGGUACCGAAAUAUUACAAAUGAGUGCCACCGACCUAGAUGUGGGUGUUAACGCUUUACAUGGCUAUACGUUACACCCAACGACGCAUUUUAAUAUAAAGGUCCUGUCCAGCCCCAAUGGUCAUAAAUAUGCACAGCUGUAUCUCGCCGGUGCUUUAGAUCGAGAGAAAGAAGAAAAGCUGCUUCUCACGCUAACUGCUGUGGACGGGGGGGAACCACAGCGUUCAGGGACACUAAAAAUACAUGUAACCGUCCGAGACACAAAUGAUAAUGCCCCCGUUUUUACGCAGGCAAUUUUCAAGGCUUCGGUUAUAGAAAAUGUGCCAAAAGGAACCCUAGUGGUGAGCUUGAGCGCAACAGAUGCAGAUGAAGGAAUGAACGGUCGUGUCACGUAUCACUUUAAUCAUAUGUCCAGUAAUGUUGCAGAACUAUUUAUCCUGGAUGAAAACACCGGCGAUUUGACUGUAAACGGUGUUAUUGAUUAUGAGGAGAAUAAAAUAUAUGAGAUCGGUGUGCUGGCAAAAGAUCAAGGUGGACAAAGCACAUCAACAAAUGUCAUAAUUGAGGUGACGGAUGUAAAUGACAAUGCGCCAGUAAUAACACUGACCUCGUUUUCCAGUACCAUCGCCGAGAAUUCCCCGAGUGGAACCACUGUAGCAAUAAUUAACGUUAAAGAUGUAGAUUCAGGCAAAAAUGGCAAAGUGAGCUGCUCAGUUAAAGACAAUAUCCCGUUCACAAUCCAGUCAACUCUAAAGAAUUAUUACACUCUGGUAACAAGCGGUGCACUUGACAGGGAGCGUAAUCCUGAGUACAAUAUAACUUUCUCUGCCGUGGAUGAUGGAAGCCCACCACUCUCAAUUAACAAGACCAUAACACUUAGAGUCUCUGACGUCAAUGAUAACGCCCCUGUAUUUGAACAGAGUAAUUAUGAAGCUAAUAUUAUGGAAAAUAACUCACCAGGAUUAUCUGUGUUUUCCGUAAAGGCACACGACUUUGACUCGGGGCAGAACGCACGUGUCUCUUACCUGCUUAUUGACACUCAGAUGAACGGUAACCCCAUAUCCACUUACAUAUCUGUUAACGCAGAAACUGGAGUUAUACAAGCAGUGAGAUCAUUUGACUAUGAGCAAAUUAAAACUAUAAAUAUUCUAGUAAAAGGACAGGAUGGGGGCUCCCCACCUUUGAGUAGUAAUACGACUGUGAAAUUAAGUAUUCAGGACCAGAACGACAACCCCCCUCAGGUGCUAUACCCAGUCCAGACUGGUGGCUCUCUAGUGGCUGAACUGGUGCCUCGUUCAGCAGAUGUGGGCUAUCUGGUCACUAAAGUGGUGGCUGUUGAUGUGGACUCUGGACAGAAUGCCUGGCUCUCCUAUAAACUGCAGAAAGCCACAGACAGGGCGCUGUUUGAAGUGGGCUCACAGAAUGGAGAAAUAAGAACUAUCCGUCAAGUCACUGAUAAAGACGCAGUGAAACAAAGACUGAGUGUUAUAGUGGAGGACAACGGGCAGCCCUCUCAUUCAGCUACAGUCGUUGUUAACGUGGCGGUGGCGGACAGCUUCCCGGAAGUGCUGUCGGAGUUCACUGAGUUUCCGCACGACAAGGAGUACAACGACAACCUGACUUUUUACUUAGUGUUGGCUCUGGCUGUAGUUUCCUUCCUCUUCAUCACGUGUGUGGUGGUUAUUAUCUCAGUGAAAAUCUACAGGUGGAGACAGUCUCGCGUCCUGUAUCACUCCAACCUCCCUGUGAUUCCAUAUUAUCCACCACGUUACUCAGACACUUUGGGGACAGGGACUCUCCAGCACGUGUACAAUUACGAGGUGUGCAGGACGACUGACUCCAGAAAGAGUGACUCUAAAUUCGGCGGAGCUGGUAGUCAGAACGUGCUGAUAAUGGACCCCAGUGCUACAGGGACGAUGCAGCGGAUACAGAGUGAAAAGAGCAUCCUGGAUGAACCAGACUCUCCUCUUGAGGUGAGGCCUUUAACGUUUUGA
Molecule: messenger RNA, 2589 nt
Organism: Pleuronectes platessa (European plaice)
Lineage: Eukaryota; Metazoa; Chordata; Actinopteri; Pleuronectiformes; Pleuronectidae
Product: protocadherin gamma-A5
Exons: 1
Coding region: 136-2589 (817 amino acids)
Biological process (GO): homophilic cell-cell adhesion
Cellular component (GO): plasma membrane
Molecular function (GO): calcium ion binding
Source: RefSeq, a predicted model, not a curated record